Molecule: messenger RNA, 4301 nt
Organism: Sipha flava (yellow sugarcane aphid)
Lineage: Eukaryota; Metazoa; Arthropoda; Insecta; Hemiptera; Aphididae
Product: putative mediator of RNA polymerase II transcription subunit 26
Exons: 9
Coding region: 359-3607 (1082 amino acids)
Biological process (GO): negative regulation of transcription by RNA polymerase II
Cellular component (GO): PRC1 complex
Molecular function (GO): promoter-specific chromatin binding
Source: RefSeq, a predicted model, not a curated record
CCGCCGCCGCCGCCGCGUAUUACCGUCGGUACGCAUGCGCCCGGGUACGACGACCGCUAUCGGAGUGUGCGUGCGUGUGCGUUCGUUCGUUCGCGUCUACCGCGCGCGUGUGUUCGUGCGCACUCGUGUUCGUUCGUCGCGUGCGUGCGUCUCGCUACGCGUAUAGCUUUUCGCGCGGUGGAAAGUGCGAGCGCCACGUUGCCGCCGCUUCUACACGUUUGAGCUGCCCGGCAACGUUGCAAUGUUGUCACGCCGCUGAACGUCGUCGCGCGUUUCAACAAUAACAAUAUACCUUCGUCGCGGUAUCGUUAAUACCAAAACGCAUUACACGCCGUUGAUAAGAGAGCCAUUGACAGCCAUGAACGAAACAAAUAGGAUACUGUUGAAAAGCCUGAACCCGCAUUUAUUAUGCGUCCUGUGCGCCGGCUACUACGUCGACCCUACAACAAUCGUCGAGUGCCUUCACUCGUUUUGCCGGUCUUGCAUUGUCAAAUACUUGGAGACGAGCCGGUUUUGCCCUAUAUGUGACGUGCAGCUACACAAGACCAAGCCGCUGUUGAGCAUAAGACGGGACAAGAUAUUGGAAAGGCUGGUGUACAAGAUAGUGCCCGGGCUGUACGCCAAGGAAAUGGACCGUAGGGCUUUGCCCCUAAAAGAAUUGUAUUUGUCGCCCGACGACCUCGUCAGUGUCGUGUUGCAGUAUCACGUCGAAGACGCCGGGCCGAAGGCUCUGGUGGACGGCGAAGAGGAAAACCACGAUGCGCCGAACCAAGAUUUAAAGAUCUCACACCGAAAAUUUCUUAAAUGCCCGGCCGCCGUUACUGUGGAACUUCUGAAAAAGUUUAUCGUACUGAAAUAUUUUCUAACUGAUCAACACCAGGUGGAAAUCAUUCAUUCAACAGAAUAUUUACCCGAUCAUUUGUCAUUAAUAGAUAUCGCUUACUGCUUCGAAUGGAAACAGACCUCACCAUUGGAACUAUUUUUCCAAAUCCUAGAAAAAUCUACUAUUGCUGUUCCAGUAGAGGAAAAGGUAGAAUUAGCAGAGGACGUAGAUGUAGAUGAAGAUUGUCAUAGUGUAGCGUCUUCUUCUUUACCAUUCAUGUCGUCCAAAAGCAUUUCCGAUUGCGACGAUGCUUCGAAUACGAGCUUAGAUUCAAAACCUUUGAUGGAAAGACUGGAAUCGGAAAGAAAGGCUUCUCAAAAGCGGAAGAGGAACCGUGUGAUUUCAGAUGACGAACCAGAACCGAAAAAAAGUUUAUUCGAUAGUCUUUUACAAAGUACAACGAAUAGUAACGGUAACGAAGAUAAGGAUUUCCAGGAGUCCGAUGAAGACUUUUCCAAAUACGAACAGGAUAUCGAAGAGAUCAUCGAGGAAGACGACGACGACGAUAUCGGUCGCCUAAGGAUAUCGUCAAACAUGUCCGAAGACGAAGUGAACAACGACGAAACGACUAGCCAGAUGUUCGUCAUCGACGAAGCCAUCGAAGAAGCUGCAGAAGAAGAAGAAGAAGAAGAAGAAAAAUACGAGAAGGUGAUCAAGGAGAAACACUGGAAGUCGGAAGGACGGAACAAAAGAAAGAACAAGAAAGCCAAACACCACCAUCAUCACAAGCGGAGUAGGAUCUCGCAGUCACCUCCGCAGACGGCGACCAUCGUUCACUCUCCCGACAGGGAUAUAAUGAAGCUCAAGGUGAAACUGAACACGUUGCCGGGAUAUCGGCACAAGGACGAUAAACACCACAGACACGGUGCGAAACACUGCAACGGCGGUAGCACAUCCUCGGCUUCGUCGGUGAUGUCGUCGCCGAGCAGGUCGUCGUACAAAGAAGACGACUCCGUGCUGUCGGAACAGUCUUGCGACAGCAUUAUCGCGCCGAAGAAAUCCAGAGAAGAGACCAAAACGCAGGCGGAAGUACAACAGCCGGCCGUCGAUGCGUGCAAGUCCCAGGCGCCCGCUACGUUGCUGUCGCCGCAGACCGUAGCCGACCCUCCUAGGUCCGAGAAGUCGUCGUCCAAGGACACCGUUGCACAGCCACCGAUCCGAGUCGCGCGGCCCAAAUCAAAACCGGCCGUCGAACAGCAGCAGUCAAACGUCGGCGCGGAGUCACAGCAACAUCAGCAGCAGCAGCAGCAGCAGCAACAGCAACAGCAACAGCAACAGCAGCAGCAGCAGCAACAGCAACAGCAGCAACAGCAACAGCAGCAACAGCAACAGCAGCAGCAGCAACAGCAACAACAACAGCAGCAACAGCAAAAGAUGAUCAUUAUGCCCCCGUCGUCGAUCACGGUCAGUAUAAUAACGGCCGAGGAGAAGAUGAAGAUGGAAAAGGACAAAACGCUCAUGCUGACGGGCAAUCGGGACUUCGAAAACAAACGGCCGUCGCUGGAGAUCGUCCGCGUUAACGGGCCGCCCACCUCUCCACCAGCGGCCGCCGUAGCGGCAGACGUGCCGAAGGCCAGUGCCAAGUCCAAAGAACAGCAAUACGAGGAGCGUCCGCGGUCCCCCGGCAGCAGGCCCAAAACCAAGAAACCUGUGCCCGCGGUCAUUCCCAUCAAGUCGGCCAGUAAACCGUCGAUAACGAUCAUACCACAGAACAGAAGUCCCACCGGUAACAACAAUAACAACCAUACGAACAACAACAACAACAACAACAAUAACAAUAUCGGGACGAAGCACGACGAGCCGAAGAAGUCUAGCGUGACGAUAUCGCUAGAAAACGGGUCGCCGCAGAACGACUCGGCAUUGGACCUGUCGGGCAAAUCGUCCAGAAAGGAUUGCGGCGGUGGGCCGCAGCAUUACUCAUCCUCGACAGUCGGUAACAACAACAACAACAACAGCAACCACAACAAGUUGUCACACGCCAACGGUGGUGGUCAGUACGAACCGUCGGCGGUCAUGCGGAACCUGAUGACACUGUCCGACACCGCGGUGCACAUCAGGAACAUGCAGAUGUCGUCGUCACUGUCCUGCAAGGAACAAGAGCCGAAAAAACGGUUCGGCGGCGGUGGCGUGCACCACGCCGGCAUCAACGCGAGCAGCACCGCCGGCGGUAACGGGUCGUGUUCGCCGAAGCGGCACGGCGGUGGGACCGUGCCGUUGCGGAUACCGGUGCCACCGACCUCCGGGACGUUCUCGUGCAAGUCUUCCGCUUCUCCGGCCACCGGCCCGCUGAACAACAAACCCACACAGGCCAAGGUCUCGUCCCGCGGCCCCUCCGCGGCAGACGCCUGCAAGCCCAAGCACGGGCCGCCCAACCAGGGCGUUCGGCACAUCCCCAACCCUUCGGUGCUACUGUUCCGGCACCACCAGCAGCAGCUGGCCCAAUACGCGGCAUCGGUGGCCGCGAGCACCGCGGCGGCCAACAACUGCAGCAGCAACAGCAGCAUCAAAAACAGGACGAGCGCGACCACGCCAGCCCCGGCCGCCACGUCCAGGAUGCCCUCGCAGCACCAGAUGCCGGCCGCCAUACCGCUUCACGCGAUCCGUAAGAUGGAGAACAUGAAGAACAUCGAAAAAGUCGCCGCCGGGCUGUCGGUCAAGGCCAACGCGCUUUACAAGCAAAAUUUCAUGGAAAAUGGACGCGCACGCUUAGAGCUUCCGAGUUGAAGUAGUACAAACGUUCGGAGCAGUUCCACCUACCUGUAGCGAACGAUUAGUUUUAUUUGAUUAUAUUUUAUUUUAUUAGAUUUUUAUUACUGUUUCGUUUUUAUUUUCUGUCAUUAUUGUAAAUAUAAUAUUCACUCGUUCGAGUUGUAUACAAAAAAAAAAAAAAAUAAUAUAUUGUUUAUCUUUUGUGUCGGUAUGGACCGAUAACGAGCCGGGCAAAUUGCAAUAUUCAAUAUACUUUAUUAUAAUAUUUAUAUUUAUCCAUUAUUAUUUUUAAUAUUUGAACGCGUAGAAUGUAUCCUAUUGUAAUUGUUAGUAAAACGGUACAAAGUUUUAAACAUUUCACUGAUAGAUAAGACGUAGUAUAUAUGACCUUUUCGGAUAACGUAUAAUAAUCGUUGUUGAAUAUUUUUUCGACGACGUUUUAUAAGUUUUAUCGUUUUAAACAAACCGUUAGACUUGGACUGAACGUAACAGAUAUUUAUUAACAAAUGUUGUUAUCUACAUAUACAAAAGUAAAGAAUACGUUUUAACGUCGUCCGUCGUAUAUUCCUGUAUUGUUUCGUUCGUAGAUACUGUAUAUUGCGGUUUAACGCAUCGGAUGGGUUUGAUUGCGAUUCUUUUAAAAAAUAUUUCAGUCGUCUAAUACCACUACUACUACUACUAUUAUUAUUAUUAUUAUUAUUAUUAUUAU